Messenger RNA from Gigantopelta aegis, 2344 nucleotides. Its product is annotated as testis-expressed protein 52-like. The transcript is spliced from 3 exons. Bases 305 to 1144 code for a protein of 279 amino acids. The record is from RefSeq and is a predicted model, not a curated record. Lineage: Eukaryota; Metazoa; Mollusca; Gastropoda; Neomphalida; Peltospiridae.
GUAUGGCGGCUAGUCAAAACAUUUAAUGAAUAAUGUUAUAAAAUUGUUUAACAAAAGAAUACACAUCAAAGAGUGUUCUUUGUAAAUUGAAUGCUUUGGGUACACGCAUACCGGACUCAUUAUAGAGAUAUCUUUUCAACAAACAACAAAAUAUGCAUGUCGGGAGAACAUUACGUCGAAGACAUUAGCAGAUAGGCCUACUGAAGGAAUGUAAAUUUGCAGAUCGUUACUGUUUUUAUCUGAAACAUGUUUUGUUUCGAAUCAACAUAAGGACAACAAAUAUAUACAGACUCUAACUGUAAUAAUGUCGCUGACAGCCAGGAUGCCGACUCGGCACGAACGUGAGAUGCUAAUGGGGAAUCUCACCCCACAUUACACGGGAUUCACCCCCCGCCCCAUCGAGCAGCUGUCCAGAAGGAAGAAACCAACAUCAUCGCUGGACAUCGAGUUACAGCACAGGUUACGGAUCGACAUGGAUGAAUGCACACACAGGAACCCGUCAAUUCAGUAUCGACUGUGGCUGGAGGCAGGCAAGCACAGCCCUCCGUUUCCUGAGAAACCCGAUCCGUGUUAUAACAGCAAUGUUUGGAGAAACUUCCGCCGUCAGUUCGGUUUCACCACGAGUGCAGUGGGACAGAAAAUACCGAAUGUGAUUGCGGCAAUGUAUCCGCUGAACAUACCAAAACCGUCCAAAGUUGGGAACGAGACAUUUGUGAAAUAUAUUCAAGAAUCGAAACUGUUUGAAAAUGAGAAAUUUAAGAAACUGGCAGUUCAACGAACAAGGACAGAUUUGGCGGAGUUUAGGAGACUGAAAAUUCAGAGCGAGGCAAGGAAUCCGCCUAUAGAUCAGGAUGGAAGAAUUCUACCUCCAGAGAAUUUCAAGAAAUACGCAGACCGGUUCGUCAUUCCCCCACUGGUGACCUCGCCCUCCCCAUCCCCACGCCUGCAGGACCUUACAGACAACUCUCUGGAGCACCGGUCGAGUUCCAUCUCGAAGCCGCCGCUGUGGAAGCUGACAUUUGCGCUGAACCACCCGCGGUACGACGAGCUGAGGAAGGAGAUUGAGAAGAGGCAGAUGAAGGUGCAGCGGAGUGACUCGCACACAAGAGUUAUCCCCACACCCAACUCGUCACACGGAGACUGAGCGGCGCCCUCUGGGGCCAGAUUCACACAGCUGUCUGAAAGAGAUUGUCCUGAGUUGGCUGCCAUUGUAAAAUGUUUCCGACUAAAAAUAAUCUUUAAAUGGCCCAUGAAGUGGUGACAGUGGGUUUCCUCUCUCAAUAUCUGUGUGGUCCUUAACCAUAUGUCUGACACCAUAUAACCGUAAAUACAAUGUGUUAAGUGAGUCAUUAAAUAAAACAUUUCUUUCUUUCUUUUAAUGGCUUAAAUGAGACCUACGUACUAAAUCAGGGAGCAUUUUGUUUUCAAAAUGUUGAUUAUUGAUAUUUGUUUUAAAAUUGUGUAGUGAUCUCUGAAACUUGUGUUGCAAAUCGCAAUGAAAUACUAACAAAAAUUUCCCCUGUAAAUAGAUCUACUUAAGACAGUCAGUCACAGCUGGCCUCAACGUGUAGUCAACAAGCAAACAAAACGAAGACAUACUAAAUUUGGUUUCUUAUUUAGAAUAUCAGUUAUUGAAUUUUUUUACUCUUCAUCCUAAAGAUUGUAAGUAUCCCAAAAAAAAAAUAAAAAAAAAAAAUAAAAUGCAAUGUGUCCCAGUACAAACUCUAGCACAAUCAGAAAUGCAGUUGAUAUACAGCCACUGAUAUUUUAUACAGAAAAAUUUAUUUAAUAUGCAAUUUCAGUCAAUAAAACGUCUCUGUUAGUCGGCAAAAUCUUAAUUAACAAUGGCAACGAACUCAGGACUGUCCCGUAUGUGCUCUUUUAAGCACCAUCACAUCGUUAUUGCAAGUAUUUCUACAUUGAACUGCGAGAUCACAAAGUUACGAGAGAUUAGUGAAUUAGGCCCCACUUGUCACCGGCAGUUUUAAACUUAACGAAUGGUGGAGAAAAGAGGCCAAAUGCUUGCAUACAGUUUGACUGGUACCAUUGUCUUCUAUCUCAUCACGUUCAUCCAAUGUCAGGCAAAAAACCCAGUCUGGCGAGUGACUGUGAUUGCUCAUCCUUCUGAACCUAGGAUGUGCUGAGAAGAAAAUUGCUUUUAACUAUAGUGAAGAUAAGAAUAAACUAAAAGACAAAAUGUGUUUUAUCUAUAGUGUUAAAACAUACUGGCUGCAUCGUAUUAUCACAAAUGAGCUUUAACUUGAAGACAAAAUGUUUUUAACAGCCUUAUUGCACAUGGGUGUUGUGGUAUUGUCAACAAAUGAGAUUAAACUUCAAGACAAAA